Aspergillus pseudonomiae is the source of this 1581-nucleotide messenger RNA. RefSeq names its product purine-cytosine permease family protein. The transcript has 6 exons. Gene Ontology annotation, molecular function: transmembrane transporter activity. Bases 1 to 1581 code for a protein of 526 amino acids. Gene Ontology annotation, biological process: transmembrane transport. Lineage: Eukaryota; Fungi; Ascomycota; Eurotiomycetes; Eurotiales; Aspergillaceae. The record is from RefSeq and is a predicted model, not a curated record. Gene Ontology annotation, cellular component: plasma membrane; fungal-type vacuole membrane.
AUGUCCUCAGAGCGUCCUCUGCCUGCCCUAGGGGUAAAAUCCGAAAAGGAACCGUCAAAAAAUGCCUUCACUGAUCACCCGCCCCAAGAGUAUGAUGGAGAGGGUCGCGAUGCGGCGGACGGCCCUUUCUUAUCGCCACGCAUUGCUGCCUAUGUCAAGAGGUUUGAAAACCAACUGAUUGAAUACAACCUGGAAGCCCGUGGUAUUGAAAGGGUACAGCAACAUGAACGGAUGAAAAGGUUGACUUGGGUCUCGUACCUUCAAGCGUUCUUGCUCUGGGUCUCAAUCAAUUUGGCAGCCAACAACAUCACCCUAGGAAUGCUGGGCCCCGUUGUAUAUGGCUUGAGCUUCCUGGAUUCGGCACUCUGUGCGGUUCUGGGUGCUCUCGUUGGCGCAUUAGUUGCCGCAUGGAUGGCUACAUGGGGGCCAGUCUCCGGCGUCCGGACUAUGGCAUUCGGACGCUAUACGAUGGGGUGGUGGCCGAGCAAGAUUGUCGUCAUUCUGAAUCUGAUCCAAAUGCUUGGGUACUGCUUAAUUGAUUGCGUAGUAUGCGGGCAGAUCUUGUCUGCCGUGUCACCAAAUGGGGACAUGUCGGUAGCUGUUGGCAUUGUGAUCAUCGCAGUCAGUUGUUGGGUGAUAGCCACGUUCGGCUAUCAGGUCUUCCAUUACUACGAACGCUUCGCGUUCCUUCCCCAGAUUAUCGUAGUCUCUAUACUCUACGCUGUGUCUUCAUCAAAGUUUGAUCUGUCGACGCCUUCUUCUGGAGAUCCUCGCACACUUGCUGGGAACCGAUUGUCGUUUUUCUCCAUCUGUCUCAGUGCUGCGAUUACCUAUGCCCCAUUGGCGGGCGACUUCUUCGUCUAUUACCCUGAGAGAACCUCCCGAGUGACACUCUUCUCUCUUUCAUUGGUAGGCCUUAUUGUAUCAUUCACUAUGGCGUUUCUUGUCGGUAUCGGACUUGCCUCUGGUAUUUCAAGUCAUCCAGAGUACGGCGCAGCAUACUCUAGGGGUGCAGGAGCGCUUAUCGUCGAAGGAUUCGGGCCUCUGCAUGGGUUCGGCAAGUUCUGCUCUGUGGUUGUUGCGCUAGGACUUAUUGCAAAUACCAUCCCACCGACCUACUCCGCCGGUGUCGACUUCCAGGUCCUUGGACGAUACGCCGAGAAGGUCCCGAGAGCUAUAUGGAACACUAUCGGCGUUAUAAUCUACACGGUCUGCGCCUUAGUUGGUCGUAGCAACCUUUCCGACAUCUUCACCAAUUUCCUCGCUCUUAUGGGCUACUGGGUCGCAAUAUGGAUCGCUAUCAUUCUCGAAGAGCGGUUCAUUUUCCGAUUUCGAACUGGGUAUAACUGGAGUGUGUGGAAUGACCCCUCAAAGCUACCUGUGGGCAUAGCCGCAUUUGUCGCCUUCGUAGUCGGUUGGGUCGGCGCAAUCUUGUGCAUGGCGCAAGUCUGGUAUAUUGGUCCUCUUUCCAGAUUAGUGGGUGAAUAUGGCGCAGAUAUGGGUAACUACGUCGGAUUCACCUGGGCUGGGCUCGUGUACCCGCCAUUACGGUAUGUCGAGCUGCGCAUGUUGGGCCGGUAA